Molecule: messenger RNA, 1028 nt
Organism: Oryzias latipes (Japanese medaka)
Lineage: Eukaryota; Metazoa; Chordata; Actinopteri; Beloniformes; Adrianichthyidae
Product: kallikrein-14
Biological process (GO): proteolysis
Molecular function (GO): serine-type endopeptidase activity
Source: RefSeq, a predicted model, not a curated record
AAGGGACCAAAAUCCCUCCCAGAGUUAAUCCAUCAUUCAGAGAGAGGGCUGAAGAGAUCCACAUCCAGUGGCAUCAUCAUGAAUCUUUGCUUGGUCCUUGUUAUGUUGCUCGCUGAUGCUGUUUCAGGAAGCAUUGAAAAGAGGAUUGUUGGGAGCACAUCAUGUAAUAAGGACAGACAGUACCAUGUCCAGAUAGAGGCUGUUCAGGGGGGGAAAGUAUGUGGAGGGGCUCUGCUCGACACCCGCUGGAUCAUCACUGCAUCGCAUUGUGCAGAACAGAAUGUCAAAGUGGAGCUUGGAAAACAACUGCCUCUGUACAAGAAAAUGAAAUACUUAAAAAUUGUCAAGCAACAAAUCUCUGUGGAACAACAAUUUACUUAUAAAGACGAGGCAGGCAAUCCCCACGAUAUUAUGCUCAUGAAACUAAAUAAAGAUGCUCCCGCUCAAUUUCCAACUAUCAACACUCCCAAACCUGAAUGUAAGAGACCUGCGAUGGAACAGGUCGUUAACAUUGGAGGCAUGGGAUCCAAGAAAGCAGGUAAAAAACUGGAAAGCAGUGUGAGGUGUGCGAGCACAGAGAUCUCAGCAUGUGGUGAGAAUGAUAAACCUGACAGUAAAUACCAAAGUGAUGAGUCCACCACGAUGUGUGCCCACAAACCUGGUGUGGAGGCCUGCCAUGGAGAUGCAGGCUCAGCUGUGGAGUAUGACGGACUCUUACACGGGAUCAUUGUGAGCGAUCCAGUGGAUAAGUGUGCCAACUCCAUUGUGAUGCUGGACAUCUGCCACUACAUAGAAUGGAUCAAAGACACCAGGAGGAACAAUUAGAAAGGAAACCUGUGAAGGAAACCAGAGAUCUCCAACAAUAAUAUUUUAGUUCAGAUGGAUAACUACAUAAGACUUCUAAACAAGUCACUGAGUGUCGCUGACUGAAGAAAAAAAAUCCCCCCAAAACUAUUCAAGUAAAAAAAAUGAUUUCAAUGUAUUUUAUUCUGAAAUGUUUUAAGUCAACAUAAAGUGCCAUGAAAAUA